CUGCCACAUCACUAGCAUGGCGGACUACGGAGCAGGAAUUCCGCCUAUGCGCUGAUGACAGCGUCGUGGAGGGGGUAACAUCGAUAAUGACCAUCCUGUGGCGGUACAGGUCUGUUGCUCGGCUACGAGCGGCAAUCCCUCAGAGCAACUAAUCAGCUGAGAGCAACUCGGCAGCAGGAGAGCAUCCAGUAGACCCACAGCUGUUUGGGCCACCAGCUGGUUCAGGAACCUGACAGAGCCGAGCCGAGUCUGUCCUGAUGCUCAGAUUUGGAUCAGUGCCUUUUUCUACUCUUGAACUUCUGACUUGAACAAACUAGUUUACUUUCUCCUGGAGAGUUGAAGUCACACGAUCAUGGAUUUGUUUGAGGUGCUGCAUUUGGACGAGCUGUCCCACGGACUGGCAAACUUGUCCAUGUUUCCAUACUUUGACAUGGCGCACUACAUGGUGUCAGUCAUGGCUCUGAGGGAGCAGCCAGGUGAGUGAUCGAGCUGAGGCUGGCGCAAAGUUCAAGCCUCAACUCUCUCCCAGCACUCGACUAUUACAGUUUUAUCCUAGUUUUUAGUUUCUAACUUAUUUAUUUAGCUGAAACAAAGGACUAGUUCAGCAUUGUUGUGUAAAAGUUUGCACCUGGUUGAAGUUCAGUUAUAAGAGCCUGCAGCCAUCCUGGCAUUGAGAGCACUACAGUGAAACGCCGCCAUUCAGGUUGAACAACAACACAUGCAAUUAAAUAGAAAUAAUUAUAACGACUGCAGCUGAUGAAAUCAAAAUAACGUCGUCGUCGUCCCCUCUUUUCAUUUGUAGUGAUCUUUACUUAAGACCCUUUCAGAAAAAUACUCAAAAGCCACAUGACUUAUGAUAUCAAAUUAUAUGAAUUAAUUCCAUGAUUUUUAUUUAUUUUCAUGAAAUGUUCUUCAAAAGUCAUAAUAGUUUAUCUUUAGGAGUAUGAAGAUGGUCUUUUAAUCCUCCUGCAAAAGCAUAUAGGGGAGAGUGGGGUAAGUUGAGCCACCGCCCUGUUGCUUGGAAAUAGUAAAAUAAAUUGAUCAUGUGACCAAAUAUUAAGGGGAUGGGCAUCAAUUCAUGGAGUCUGUGAAGGUUAGAAGCACAUGGGUGAAGGGGUGAGACAUUUAUUCCCAGAAAAACAUUUUUCACUCUUGACAGUGAAUUUAGUCUGUCCUAAGUUUUAUUAGAAUUGUGUUCAGACCAAAAAAGAUCAUUAUUAAUUUCUUUAUACAUCAGUUGUGGUAUCUAUGAGCUACAACAUGAGGUCAAAAACCUCAAAACCUUUCUCAGUGGCUCAGCUGAGAAAGUAAAGGAGUCUGAUGAGAGGAUCAGAGUUUCAGUUCAGAUUGUUGAAAUGUGUUACUUUAAUUACAGAAAUACAGCUGUGAAUGUUCAGAAUCACUUACAUACAUUCUCAUGUUAAAAUGACUUUUUACAAAACAGCUUUUUAGCAGUUAUAUGCAAUAAUGAUAAAAAUAAUUAUUGUACCAGUUGAAUAGCUUAUAAUAGAUAUAAUAAUAUAAAAAAUACAAAUACACAAAUACACAUGAAUGUGAAGAAGUGACUGUUAUUGAGGGAGAGAGAAGGUGAGGGAGGGCUGGGGUGGAGAGUGGGGGGGUAGUAGGGAUACAGCUCAACUUACCCCACUCCUACGGUCAAUUUACCCCAUACACGGGGUGAGUUGACCAUGGGAGACCACUUUUUUUUGGUAUGCUAUAUUAUCAAGACAGUUAUGUUUACACUCAUUCUGCUAAUUUACAGGGAUGCACAACAUCUUGAAAUAUUUGCAGAUACACUAGUUAGAGACAAAACUAUGAUUAUCUUGAUGUAGUGAUCUGAAAUAUGAAAAAUGGCUCAUCUUACCCCACUCUCCCCUAUAUGUAUUUUUUGUGCUCAAUACAUUGUUCCAAUACUAAUUUGUAAUGUAGUGGCAUUCAUUUUGUCCUCAAAGAGUUGUAUAAGUACAUAAAGCGGGAGUUUGGGGUACAAAGGUGGCUCAGAAGUUAAAUAAAUAGACUCAUCAUCUAAGUCCUUGUUCAACACCUGUUUCCUGUUUGUUUUUCGUGUUUUACUCACAAAGACUCGGCCUAACUUUAAAAGAAAAACUCUCUCUCAGAGCAACAGUUGAUUGUGUUAGCUCACACCAAAGACCGGCACCGGGCCAGCUACGUUAUGUCACGGGGAUAGUGGCAAGAGAGACAGGUGGACUGUAACCACACACACAUAAACACAAGAACAUACACACAGUCCAUUGUAGUCCCGCCGCUGAGCGUCUAUUUUUGAACUUGCCUUGCAAAGCAUUCGAGCUCCCGUGACCUUUUAACCCUUCGUCCUCUGCUCCCAUCUAUCUGGAGCUGAUUCAAACAGAGAGUAAAAAUAUGGAGAAACAAUAUGGCAGAAGACAGUAAACACAACACAAAGUCUGUGUGUGUGUGUGUGUGUUUAUGAGGAAAUUAGUUGUGUUUAAACAUGGAGGGAAAACCCUGACAGGCACCCCACAGGCACUGUGACUUUCAAAAUCGCUGAAUUGAUUCGAAAGCUACAAAAAGAAGUCAAAUAAAAGUGGAAUAAAGGUAAACCGUAAACAGUCAGAAAGUACGCUCCAGGUCUUCGUCUCCCCAAGAAGGGAAGGAAUGCUGUAAACCUUUCAACCCUUUCUCUCUUUUCUUUUCCCUGUGCUAAAUCUUCCCUUCCUGCUCUUAACUGCAUCCAGUCUUGGAGUUUAGUGCUGCAGCUGCUCAGCACUCUCACAAAUAGAAAUGUACCAUUCGCCUUUUCUCGAAUUAUCCAGAAGUUUCAAGCUGGAUAACACGACUAAUUAUUUUUGAAACAUAAGAAGCUCAGUGCCAAACAUUUAAGGAGGGCUUCCCAGUUAUUUUUCCAUGUUUAUGACACUGUCAGUGCAGAUUACCACAGAGUUAUUUUGAGCAGAUUAAUAAACAUUGUUGUGAGUGGAUUGAAAGGGACUCAAGAGGACAGGGACGAGGAAGAAGAACAGAGGUUGCGUGUCAAUCAUUGGUCCAAUCCAAAAAUAACCAGAGAUAAGCCACUUUUUUCUUAUCUGGUGCUGCCUGCAAGGGCAGUGUCUGCAGACGGGACAAGAUAGAGGUGAAGAAAACGUUGAAAAGGGCAGUUAAGUUGAAGUAGGGUUGAGGUCACACUUGAAAACUUAGUGGUAGAUUAAGAGAAAAGAGUGGAGAGGCCUGGGUUGAUGUGUGGCAUUUAGUCUCGUUGUGUCUGGUAGGAUAUGUGUGCUCAUAGACAGGACUAAUGACUUUAUCAGACUGCAGUGUCACUGCUGGAGUAACAACGACACAGAUGCUUGUUAUUCCUCAGUCAUCAGUCUCUACCAUAAACUGUGAUCCAUUAAUUUGUUUUCUAAGGUGUUUCAGCCUCCUGUUCUUUUCAGUGAAACUAUCACCAUCAGAAGUGACUAUGCUCGAAUGAAAGGUUGUAUACAAAUUGUUAAUCACAGUCCUUGCAGACUUCUUACAUAGGAAGCUACGGCCUCAAGCUUUCCUUCUUAACCAUUUGUUUUACCGUAAAUAAGACUAUUGUUUACAAAAUAUGAAUAUCAUACAGUCAUUGCGAAGACUUGAAUCUUGUAACUGACACCAUGAAUUAAGAAGUCUUAAAACUGCAGUUGCUCAAGUAUCCACUUGAGGCUGAGGUUCCUUAAAGGGAUAUUCCGGCAUAAAAUUAAUUUAGGGUCAAACACACCAUAACACCGAGUUAGACAUCCCCUCUAGAGAUGACUGUUGCUGACCCCUUGCUUCUUUAACUGUAGUAAUGACCGCACAAUAGCAAUACAUGGCGAGCUAAGGAGCCAUACACAAACCUAAACCAAAAAGCCACUCUAUAGCCACAAAUAAUGCUCAGAACAGCACCUAACUUUAUCAACAGUACAAGCCAUAACACUAGCCACCAAACAAAUUUUUAGCUUUGACAAAGUUCUUUAGCAAAGAGACUGAACACAACUCACCCACUCUCUUCCAGCAGCUAUUUGUUUGUAGCCAGACCUCGGGUCAGUCCAUUACGGACUGCUGCGGGGUGACGCAGCCCAAGGAAGAACAUUUAUGAUCAUUUCUUUAUGAAAAUGCAAUCAGACAGAAACGCUAAGGCAGAAGAACUACCGCGUCUGCAGUGCAAAAAUGAUUAAUAUGGUGAUUAUUCCUUCAAGGAAAUGAUAGAGAAAUUAUCAUAAAUGUUCUUCUUUGAGCGGCGUCACCCCGCAGUAGUCGAUGGACUCGCUUAAGGUCUCGCUACAAACAAGCGGCUGCUGGAAGAGAGUAGGUGAGUUGUGUUUAGUCUCUUUGCUAAAGAAAUCAGGCAAAGCUAAACAGAUGUUAGGUGCUAUGGCUGGGACCCUAUAUGUACUGUUGAUGAAGUUAGGUGCUGUUCUGAGCAUUAUUUGUGGCUAUAGAGUGGCGUUUUGGUUGAGCGCGUGGCUCCUGAGACCGCUGCGUAUUGCUGUUGUGCGGUCAUUACUAAAGUUGGUCUAACUAGAGGGGCAAGCGGUUGGCGACAUUCAUCUCUCGAGGGGGUGUCUACCUCGGUGUUACAGUGUGUUUGACCCUAAAUUAAUUUUACGCCAGAAUAUUCCUUUAAGUGGGCAAAUGAGGCUUCAAGAGUAAGGAGACCCUCUUAUGUUAAAAUAGAUCAAAACCAUCUUUAUAAUCCGGUUUAAAACAUGAGGCAAAGGGUCGCAGGUUGGGAUAAUCUGGGACCCCUGAGCUAAACUGCAUAAUUUGUCAUUAUUCGGAGAUACAAAUUGUAGGUGUGAGCCAGGAAGCUAAAGUUCAGUCUAAACUCUGCCUCAGUGGCCUCAUUUUUAAUCUCCUAAAAGCUAGAUUGAUUCAGCAUUUCUGAUUUGAUGACUGCCAUCAUUUGGCUUUGAAACUCCUCUUCAGAAACUAACGGUGAUGCCACUGAGAUCAUACCUUUAAUUUACUGUCUGCUGACUCCCUUUGUGUUAAAUGAUGAAAGGCCUUUAAAAUAUGAAUAAAUAUAAACAAUAUGAAUCAAAACAACAGUGUGGUGUAACAAAAUCCACUCUUUACCUGUCAAAGUGAAAGCUACUACAGCUAUAGAGAGAAAAGGAGGGAGAUAGAGGAAGUGAAAGUAAGGAAACAUAUCACAGCUGUUGCGUUCCUGGCUGUGGCACUUUGACUUGUAAAUUAGCCUUGUAAUAUUGUCUCCUUUAAAUGCAAACCUGGAGGUAGAAACUUCACCAAGUGUGUGGUUUAAAGUGUAUUUCUGGUUUAGAAUGACACAUCAACUUAAGACGUUUCAGAAAAUAUCUGUAACAAGGCUCUAAAUGUGGGUUUAAAUUCUGUGAGCUUCAUGAAUAUCACCCCUCGGUUUUUCACUUUCAAAGUCGGUGCUCUGCCUGUCAGGCCCAGACAGCACUUUGUUCUGCUCCGAAACACAAAGUGAUGACUAAGCAGCACUGUUUACUAUGUAAGCAGGGUGGUGCUUUUAUGAACUGUCUGCUGGAGUAGCUGUUAGACCAAAGAAACAGGCAUUGAGCAGUUAUGUAGGACACAACAUGCAUGACUGGUGGCAUUUUUAACCACUUCCUAUACUGUAUGAGAUUUGCAUCUUUUUCCUCUGACUGUGGAAACUUAUUCAGGACCACUGGGGUUUAAAAUGUAAGAUUUAUAGCAGACAUUAUGUCAAACUCACCUCUUGUGUGCUUGUGGCGCAGCUGUCCCAGAUAUUUCUGGCUUUUAAUAGUUUUUUAAUGAUGAAGGGUGAACCAGGGGGCACGAGAAAGUUCAAAAUGUGAGGUAGAGCUAAAGGCACAGGUGCAGAGGAGACAAACAACAGGAAGUUAUUUUAGUUUGGCCUGUUUACAGAGUGGCCGCAGCAGCUUUCAUGUGCUGCUUUUGAAGACUAUAAAGGCGUUGUGAUUUGUCCAUGCCCUUUGAGACACACUCAAAAAACUAUGUUUCAUAUUUAAUACGUUUUUGUCUUAAGGUGACGCUAACUUUCUGAGCAUACAAACACCAUUGUUUAGGUUCAUUCUGUAUUAAAGUUAACAGGUAUAGUUUUAUGGAGGCUAAAAACAAGAAUCCCCAGUAAUGAAUUCAGCAUAAACUUUUGUAGCUUUUUGCUCAACAGAAAUGAGAACAGACAAAAAACGUGUGGCUUAAAUAAAUUACUGAGUAGCAAACGUCUCAUAAGCUCUCAAAUGAAGAGAAUCAUAGUUCCAUAGCUGAGAGGAUUUUUCAUAGUGCUGGGACGAUAUGCUUUUCUCCUGAUUCGUCUCUUCUACGACUUUUUCGAUGCCGAUACAAUUUAAAAUGCGAUUCUAUGAUAUUGUCAAUUUUCCCGAUGUUUAUUCUGCAUUUUUAACUCCACUGAUACAGUUCAAUAAUUAUGAUUGCCUACUGACUAUUCCAGGAACCAUAUUUCCCCUAAAAAUACACAUCCCAUGUAAGUCAAUUUUUAAGAUUUAUUCUUGAAUUUGAAAAAAAAAUCGAUUUGAAAAUUGUAAAACAAAAAAUCGUAAUACUUGUGUGAAUCGAUUUUUUUCUCCCACCCCUAAUUUUUCAUCCAGCUGUUAAAGAGGUCGGUUCACUGCAAAGCUUCACCCAAAAGUUUGAAAACAACUGUCUCAAACCUUCUGGUUUAAACUUCUGUAAAGACUAAGAUUAGGCUUUCUAUAAAAAAAUUAGAAGCACAUUUUUCAGUACUUAAAAAUAGGAGAAUAGGUGGAAAGUACACGAGCAGAAAUACAAAAAAGUAAAUCCAACUCUGAGAUGUUCCCUGAGUAUGUGUUUUUUUUAAGCAUCAAGAAAUGAUUAAGUUCCUAAACUUCUAUCAAAACUUGUAGAUAUUCUUGGGCAGUAAAUUGAAGUGCUUCUCAAACAUGUUCCUGCUAUUUAGAGGUGAUGGAGACUGUAAAAGUCCACUUGAAUCUGCCGAGGAGGAGGAGGAGGAUAGAGCCCUGAAUCCUUCUGGUUUACUGGUCUCUCCAGGAGUCCAUAAUCUGUCUGUAAUCCUCAGAUUACCUGUAUGGUCCUGUGUGCAGCCACAGUUACUCAAUGUUGACUGAGCUGCUUCCUGUCUGAGGUUAAGUGAAACACAUACUGUGUCCUUGUGCACCUUUUUCCACGCAGAUUCCAGAUUUUCAGAAACUUGUUUUUGCACAUGCAUGUCACAGCGGAGAUCUCCUCUCGGUCUAUCUAACAUGAAAAUGACAACAGGAGCGAGCUGAGACAUGUCGCUCAACCCCGUUUCUUAUGAAAAUUUUGUUUCAGUCACUUGUGUUCACACGGGUACCAACCUUGAAAAAGUUCUGAAAUUUUCAGGUUUGCCCAAGAUAGUUGAAACUUUUUACUCUCCUUUAACUUAAAGGCUGACAUGUAAAGCCUUCGAAACUUUUAUUUAUUUCAUAAUUAAUUUCUGUACUCGUGCUUUUUAAGCUUCCUAUAAAUACUGACUGUUUUAUAGAAGUUAGUGUGGCAUUAGUGCAAAUAGGCCUACAGUGUCGUCUUUUUUUCUUGAACAGGGUGAACACAGAGAACGUUGAGUAAGUUAUGCUAAUCUCUACUGUGCUGAUACAAUUUGUAACUGUAAAUGUCAUGUCUUAACUCUGCACUUUGUCCUGUUGACUCAGAUGUAAAUAAUGAUAUAGUGCUUGUCAAACCUGUCUCUCUUGGUGCCCUUUAUUUGUGUAUCUAACUAGUCAAUGUUUAAACAGAUCCAGGGAUUGAUGCGGGAGAUUGGGAAGGGGCCAAAGUCUCAAACUGGAGUGUCUUCUUUUUACUCUGAUAUGAUAAAGUCAAAAUGGUUUACUGUGACUUUACAGUUAGUGUUUCAACCUCCACUGAGUGAUUAUUAUUUCUACAGACGCUGUGUUUGUUUGUUGCAGUGAGAUUUGUAUAAUGACAGUGUUCAUUCUUAUGAUUAAUGGUUAUUAUAGGCAGCAUGUUUGUGCGGCGUUCCCAACCUGAGAAAUAUUAUCAGGCCUAUUUUGAAACCUAUGAAAUAUACUAUAUUUAAUAAAUUCCUUUCUGUUCUUGUGCAGGAGCCCUCGAUGUCUCCAGAGUCAGCCCUAUAGCCUGCUGGUUCAGCUCCAUGCUCUUCUGUUUCGGUGGAGCGGUGCUGUCCGCCAUCAUGCUGGCCGAGCCUGCUGUUGCUCCUUUGUCCAACAGCACCAGUGUUCUGCUCGCUUCUGUCAUCUGGUAAGUGAUCUGGAAAAAUCAAGGAAGGAAGAGGGAAACAGUGACAGUUAGUGAAAGCCCCUCUGCUGCCCUGAGGGAUAAAUAAACUCGUGAUUUCCCUCUAUGACCAACCAAAGAGCACAAUAAUGAGUUUUAUAUUUAGAAGAAAUGUGAGUCUAACUGAUUUACUCUUUAAAACAUAAGCUUAAAAAGAGGAUUAUGAGUGAAACACAGAGUUUAUUGUGAACCCUCCACUUUUGAACAUGUAGCCUUUGGCGCCCUCUUCUGGUGACACAUUUAAUUACAUCUCUCUCUUUCAUUGCAACUCAGCAGUGCCCCCAGCUGGUAAUGCCAGGUAACUAACAGAGCCUGGCAAGUGUGGUUGUAGCAAUAUCGAAUUAACUAAUACACUCUGUAAAUGCAUGAAUGCAGCAGAAAGAUCAGGUGUUUCUAUCUUUCUAUCUCUCUGAAUGAUUCCUGUCUCUGCAGGUACCUGGUGUUUUACUGCCCCAUGGACCUGGUGUACUGCACUGCUGCCCUGCUGCCUCUCCGGCUGGUACUCUCAGGGAUGAAGGAGGUGACCAGGACGUGGAAGGUGCUGGGUGGGGUCACACAGGCGCACAGCAAAUACAAUGACAGUCUGCUGGUCAUGAUCGCCAUUGGCUGGGCUAGAGGUCAGUAUCUGGUGGUGCAUACUGGAGGAGAAAAAAUCAUAAAUUUGGGUAUUUUAGCUGAAUUUGCACUCGGUCUCAACACUCAGUUUGAAUUGCAGGUGCUGGAGGAGGUCUGAUCAGUAACUUUGAGCAGCUUGUUCGAGGUGUUUGGAAACCAGAGACCAAUGAGCUCCUCAAGAUGUCUUAGUAAGUCCUCUACAACAAUCUGUUUAUUCUUGAACAGUGAUUUCUUUCUUUACCUACGGCACAGAGAGGAAGUUUUUAUUUUUGAGUAUAUGUAAUAAAAGAUUGGGGGAUUUACGCUUCUCCAAACGUGGAUUUGAAGCUGCAGUGUCAGUGCUAGUUAUAACCAACAAAGCCACUUCCUGAGGUCUAGACUGAAAUGAUACCGCUCCUAACUUUCACUCUGUGCUGCUUGUGCUGUUCUUUAAAAGAAAGUUUUGUUUUUAUGUAAAGCACACUGAGUUGUCUUGGUAUGAAAUGCACUUUAUGAAUAAAGAUGCCUUGCCUUGUCUUUGUGACUGUCGGUGCAUUUUUACUAAGGUUAAUGCACUAAUUUUGAUCAAUUAAUCCCUUGAAAAUAUCACUUUUCAAAAAAUGAUGCAGGUAAAUCACCUUCUGACACCAUACCUGGCUUACAGGUAGUUAAUGUGUGAAAAACACAGGCUACAAUUGUAAGCCCUUCCUUGUCAAGAUAAAUCUACUCCGGUCAAGUUUGAGGUGUCAUUCAGAAAUGUGUUCUCCGUGAAGACCAAAUCUCCUUUAUGCACUCUUUUAAUAUCAUUUUAUAGAAUAAGUCUUUGGUGGAUAAAGAUAUCUCUCUGUUUUACAUACUUCUUAAUUUUCUUUUUCAAGUCCCACCAAGAUCACCUUGAUUGGGGCGGUGCUGUUCUCUCUGCAGCAGACUCACUACCUGCCCCUCCAGAAGCACCACUUGAUGCUCCUCUACACCGUCUUCACUGUCGUCAACAAGGUCAGUCUGUUGUAUAUGUUGUUGUUUGUGUGACACUGUGACCAUAAGAAAUAAACACAAAACAGAACACGUGCAUAAAUCUAUUUAUUUAUAAAGAAUUUGGUAUAAUAGACUGUUUUUUUAAUGAGGCGUUUUCUCAGGUACAAAGAAUGUUUCUGUGCUGUUGCACCCUCAAAGUCUGCAGUGUCCUGUCUUCUAAAUGACCUUUCUCCCUCUGCCUUUUUGAAGUUUUAGCUGAUGUGACUCACAUUAACUCGGUAUUACCCGUAGGGCUGGGGCUUUUGCAUCAUUUUCAUCAGCUUGCAUCAUCCUCUCUUCUCUGGGAAACUUGUGCUCUUGACUGAGACACAGAUAAAUCCACCAUGUCUUCUUUCAACUCUCAUUCUGUUAGCCUGCUCUGUCUCUGAUCCGUCAAAUUAACGCCAAGCCAUUUCAUCAGAUUUAAAGAGCUGCAUCCAACACUGCUGUUUAUCAUUCUGUGCUCCUGAUGGUAAAGAUGCUAAAGAUUUAUUCCAUUACGAGAAUUACAUUCUGAUCUUGCACCUUGCCGUUCGAUUAGUUUGUAUGUUUGCUCUCCAUUGAAAAACAAUUUAUCAAAUACUGCAUGUCGCCUGAGCACACUGGUCAAAAGUGAAACUGCCAACGUAACACUAUCAUAUAAUCAUCUAAGAAGGUCAUGUGAAAAAAAUCGUAAAAUUUCCACAACCUAAAAAAAAAAUGAACAGAUACGGUACAACAUUGUCACUCUGCAUUUGGUCUGUAAUGACCUACUACCACCUGUGAUUUAAGUUGAUUUCUCAUGAUUUGCAGCUUAACAGCUCUGCUGCCAUUGCCUGGAUUGCAGGACACGAUUUUGCACCACUUUUUAAGCUAUCUGCGAUGGUUGUAGCUCCUCAGGCUGCUUUCACAUCUAUAACCUUUAUCAUUUCCAAACUCUUGAUACAAGGCGGAAACUAGCAGUUUUGCCACAGUGUCAACAGGCAGAGGUGAACUUUGCCAGACUCCUUUGGGUGGAUCCAAUAUAACUCACCCAGAGUUGGUUUUAAAGCCAAGGUUUCUAAUGUGCAUUUAUUGGUCAUGUAGCCAACAAAUAAUUUUACAUCCAGCUCGCAUAUCAACAAUUUUUGGAGCUGCACAGUCACAAAAGGUUCAUUAUCACGAGUCACUGCUUUAAUGUAAAUUUAACUGCUUUGAAAUGAAAGUUGUUAAUAGAUGCUUUUAAUUUAAGAGCCUGUAGUUUGUGAGUUAUCAAACAUUGAUCUACUCCAUUUAGGGCUGGGCGAUAUGGCCUCAAACCAAUAUCACAAUAUAUUUAGCAGUUCACCUCAAUAGUGAUAAAUGGACGAUAACUACUCCACAAGUUGCUCACCCCCUCCCACAUUAACUUCGUCUACUUCAGCUGUCGCUCCAGCUUUUGAACGUAGGAUGUAGGACAACAUCUUCAAGGGGCAUGAGACCAUCGCCUACCUACACACAUCCAAAACUAUUAUUUAUUUUUUGUCACAGAAUAUACUGAUAUGGGCAAAAUGACCUCGGUUAUUGUCGUAAAUUUAAGUAUCGGUAAAUUUUCGGUUUAUCACCCAGCCCAACUCCAUUCUUCAUAAUUGUCCUCUCUUUCAUUUUAGUCAAGGAUGAUGCUGACGGGCUCUUCCACUUCCCCAUUUGCUGUCAUUGAGUCAGCGGUCUACAAGACCCUCUUCACCGGCUACUCACCUUAUUCUGCCCUCACAGGGGAGGUAAAUAAUCCUUGCAUUGAUAACGGGGCAACCAACACCACAACCUCUACUGCAGACAAAAGAAGAGAGUCCUCUGAGAACGGAGAAGCAGGGCAACACUCCCCAGUUCCUCCUGUUAAGGGACAAAGUGAAUCACUCAAAGCCAAAGACGAGUCAGGGAACACGGAGACGGCGAGCUGCAAGAAGACCGACUAGUCAGCCUCUGCCCGUAGCGCCUUUUCACCUCUAAGCCGGGUUGUAGAGUCAUUUCUGAUUCAGAUUUGUCAUUUCAGGACUUAAACUUUUCUGACUGCUGAAAAAAAAUAACUAUGAGAGCCGACUCCAACCAACCCUGCACCUUAUUGUGGGAUAAUCAGCCCAUCCCUAAAGUACUGUGAAAUUCAUGCUGUCGGAUGUGAAAAUCAAACUAUCCUGUGGCUGAUGGUACAUGCAGUGCAAAAAGUGUAGCUUAAUUUUGAUUAUAUAUUUAUAACAAAUACAAACUUAUCGUUUUAUCUAUCUCUGGGUUUUGGGAACAAUGCUGUGCACCUGCUGCUUUUUUUCCUCUGUACAUAAUUUGCUUCACCUAAAUACUAUAUUUCCUACUCUUUAAUUUAAGUGAUUUUAUAAAAGAGAAAUUUAUUCUAUGACACUCAUAUUUUAUUCUAUUUAUACUAAAUGAUUGCACUCUUGAAUGUAUGAGAUUUCAGAUCGGAUGACAGCCUUUUUAUUUCAUGUUUCCUUAUUGAAUGCUUUGAAAUACGUUUGAAAGCAUGGGAAUAAAAAGGUUUAAAUGCAUUA
Messenger RNA from Xyrichtys novacula (pearly razorfish), 12335 nucleotides. Lineage: Eukaryota; Metazoa; Chordata; Actinopteri; Labriformes; Labridae. The record is from the annotation of a GenBank genome assembly.